This is a messenger RNA of Schistocerca americana (American grasshopper), 912 nucleotides long. Its product is annotated as piggyBac transposable element-derived protein 3-like. Lineage: Eukaryota; Metazoa; Arthropoda; Insecta; Orthoptera; Acrididae. Bases 1 to 912 code for a protein of 303 amino acids. The record is from RefSeq and is a predicted model, not a curated record. The transcript is spliced from 3 exons.
AUGAGUAGGGACAGGUUUGAUUUUAUUUUGAGUAAUUUACAUCUUAAUGAUAACACAAAAAUUCCAGAAAGAAACACUGAUACAUUGUAUAAAAUAUGCCCGCUUCUGACUGCUUUGAAUAAGCAAUUUAUGUCCAUAUAUAGGGGCACUAGAGAACUCAGUAUUGAUGAAUCAAUGAUUGUCUUCAAGGGAAGAAGUAGCAUAAAGCAAUAUAAUCCAUUACAACCAAUCAAAAGAGUGUAUCAAGGUAGAAAUGAGACACUGGAGAAGGACUUUGAAGGGUACGGUUUAGGGGAGAGAGUAGUACUGAAAUUGUCUAAACCAUAUUGGGGUCAGUACAGAAAAUUGUACUUUGACAAUUUUUUUACUUCUGUUCCACUUUUGGAGAAACUAAAAUCCGUAAAUACAUUUGCCUGUGGAACAAUUAGAACAAGCAGGAAAGGUUUGCCAGCAAACUUACCUAAAGAAAAAUGGCUAAAGCGUGGGGAAUCAAAUCACAGAGUGUCAUCUUUAGACCUAACAGUAUUUCAAUGGAGGGGCAAUAAAGUAGUGUAUUUUGCGUCAAACUUCCAUGGCACUGAACAGAGGAUAGUGUCAAGAAAACAGAAAGAUGGAACUAGUAUGACUAUACCAUGUCCAGUUAUUGUAUGUGAUUACAAUAAAAACAGGGGUGGUGUGGAUCAUGCAGAAAGAUUAGGUUCAACUUAUGGUCUUGACAGGCAAUCAAAGAAAUGUGAUCUACAUGGGGCACUGCCACUACUGGAAUUGAGGCGUGCUGUGGCACUAGGGCUAAUGAAUGAACAGCAAGUGCCAAAUCUCAAAAAGAGAAACUCUGGUAAAGAUGAAAUAACUCCCCCAAAGAGAAGAAAAGAUAACUUUUCUGUUCCUAAGGAUGUAUGUCUUGGCAACUGA